AUGUGCUCUAUUUCAUGUCCUCUUUCCUCAAGUACCCUAAACCUCACACAAUUCCUCUGCUUCACUUGUCUCCCCAUCCAUCCCCAACGAAACCGUAAACCUCAAGAUCAUUUCCCCAAAUGGUUUUUCGCCAUUAAAGUCGUGAUCCUUGGUGUUGUUUUACAUGUCUAUAACUACACACAAAUUCUGCCUCCAAUUAUAUUGUUGGGUCUUUAUCCUCUACAUCUAUACCUGUCACUCGAGAUUCUCUUAACGCUCCUCAAAGUUGUGCUGACUAUCGCUCUCGGGUCCCACCUCGAACCAAUUUUCAACGAACCAUACUUAGCCACCUCUCUUCAAGACUUUUGGGGUCGCCGGUGGAAUCUCCCGGUCUCAGCUAUUUUCCGGUCUAGCGUCUUUAUCCCCGUGAGGCAAGUAUGCCAACACUUCAUGAACACCGAGUGGGCUAUAAUCACUAGUGUUUUGGCGUCGUUCCUCGUCUCCGGUAUGCUUCACGAGCUGAUUUUCUUCUAUGUAACCCGUGAAGCGCCUACAUGGGAGGUUACUUGGUACUUUGUGUUACAGGGAGUUUGCACGGUGGUUGAAGUUUUUGUGAAGAGGAAGACGUUCGUUGGCCGAUGGGUGGUGAGACCGGAGGUUUCACGGUUGCUUACGGUGGGGUUUCUGGUUCUGACCGGUGCUUGGUUGUUUUUUCCUCAGUUUAAACGGAGCGGCGUAAUGGAGAGAGAUUCGCUAGUGAAUCCUUGGUGUUCACUCAUUUAG
This is a messenger RNA of Thlaspi arvense, 762 nucleotides long. NCBI's taxonomy places the organism in Eukaryota, Viridiplantae, Streptophyta, Magnoliopsida, Brassicales, Brassicaceae. The record is from the annotation of a GenBank genome assembly.